Oncorhynchus mykiss (rainbow trout) is the source of this 2991-nucleotide messenger RNA. Its product is annotated as cell division cycle-associated protein 4. Gene Ontology annotation, cellular component: nucleus. Gene Ontology annotation, molecular function: transcription regulator activity. The record is from RefSeq and is a predicted model, not a curated record. Lineage: Eukaryota; Metazoa; Chordata; Actinopteri; Salmoniformes; Salmonidae.
UGCGCCAUGAUUGGCUCAGUGUUCUGUCACUGAGGGACACUACAUCACUGCAAAAGCUAGCUGACUCUGGUCGUCAGUUCAACAGUGUUUCCAGCCAGCCCACACAUUGACUUCCAGGUUAAGCAAGCAGUGUGUGUCACGCACUGACCUUAGUUUGCUUUGUUUUCUUUAUUAUGUUGGUUAGGUCAGGGUGUGAAAAGGGUGAUGUGUUUUUGUAUUGUCUAGGGGGUUUUGUAAGUCUAUGGGUUUUCACUAGUCAAGGUAUUUAUAUGUCUAUGGUUAUGUGUUAGUUGCCUGUGUCAGCACUAUAUUUAGCUUCACGUCCGUUUUGUUGUUUUUGUAGUUUGUUUAUGUGUUUCUUCGUCGUCAUUAAAGGAACAUGUAUUCAUAUCACGCUGCGCCUUGGUCUCCUCCAUUCAACGAACGUGACAGUGUGUCAAGAAGCAGUGCGACCUUCGCCGAGUCCAUUGGGGAGUUGCAGCAAUGAGACAAGAUCGUAACUACCAAUUGGAUAUCACGAAAAAGGGUGAAAAAGUUUGAAUACAUUAACCAUGCUGUUAAUCCAGCAUGAUUUCUGCCGUUUACAAAAUAACUGGAAACUCGGAACUGGGAAAUCUCAGACUUCAGUGAGUUCAAGACAACUGGGAACUCAGAUAAAACUAGCUACGACUGGGAAAAUAUGGAAAACUAUUUUGAAAGGUCAUCCAACUCGGGAUUUCAGGUCUCUUUCUAAAGCCCACAAGAAGGACCGCUGCGCCACCUUCCUGUUCAAUUGAGCACAGCACAACAAGACGGCCUGUCGAUCAAGACCUAUGUGUCCGCUCACGACAAGCAGCGGUGCUUCGACUGCAAUCUGUGUCGGUGGAAGCUACGCCUUUAAUUUGUUUAUUCACGAAGAUCAUAUGAACCCUCGGCUAAAAAAACUGACUUUGUAAAGUUUAGUCACGCUGCAGAGGAUGUGUCGGCUUGCAUUCUGGUCAAUGUCUCUACGGUGCUGGGAUGACGCUCUUGUGUCAGGGCCAACAUGUACUCCAAGGGCACCAAACGCAAGUUCUUUGACAGUGUGGACGCGGCGAUGGACAACAAGGCGGUGUUGUACAGCCGGCAGCGCCAGUCCCUGCUGGACAUGUCUCUGAUCAAGCUGCAGCUGUGCCACAUGCUGGUGGAGCCCAACAUGUGCCGCUCGGUCCUCAUUGCCAACACGGUGCGCCAUAUCCAGGAGGAGAUGACCCAUGACGGUAGCUGGCAGUUGGUCACUGAGGCUUUCGGCGGCUCUGGCCCAUCUGACCACCUGGUGGCCACCGAGGUUUUGUGUCGGUCAUCGGCGCUGGAGCAGCAGGGCGGUGGGCCCAAGCUCUACUCGGUGAUGGGCUACGAUGGUUGCCGCGAGGAAGAAGUGGUAACGGACGAGGCUCUCUGUUCUGUGACAUUUAGCGACGGGGCCCCGGCCCUCUUGGGGACCAUCGACCACUGCUGGGACAGGGCAGAACUGAGAAUGGUGGCGGUAGAGGACCGGGUCAUCAAAGACUCCGGUUCAGAGGUCGAGUCUGGGGAGGGGGCUAAAACAGUGAUGGGGCAGGUGUUUGGGACGUUCGAGAUCAAAAAUGGUGCCCCUGGGUCAGACCCGGCACUAGAGGAGCUGUUCUCAGCCGUUGAUGCCUCGUAUUAUGACUUGGACACCAUGCUCACAAGCAUUCAGAGCACCCCCAAGAUGGGGCCUUACAACCUUCUGGACAGCAUGGCCUCUUCCCACGGCCCCACGUCCAACUCCAGCUGUAGAACCGAUCUCAGUGAACUUGACCACAUUAUGGAGAUCAUUGUCGGCUCAUAGCUUAUAGACUUAAAACUUGACUGUUUGGUUGAACUUGUGCCUCUGACUUUUUGUCUUGUAUGUGUGAACAUACAGUAUCUACAUACCUUCCUCUGUAUGGAAACUGAGUGAUAUCCGUCUCCAUGCAAUGCCAUUUUUUUUAUCGGAGAAGUUAACUGUUUCUCAAGUUCACCAUACUUAUUUAUUAUGUUUACUUUGUAUUUCAAUAUGUACUCUUUUUGGUUUAAAUUAUUGUACCUAUUACACUACAUGAAUUCAGAGCAGCACAACAUUUACAUUAAUAAUCUUUUUUAACGAAAAUAUGUGUAGUUAAAGUAUAUAUUUUUCACUAUAGAGACAAUCUGGGAAUUGUUCUCGACUGUCUUUUUAUUUUUUACAUUUGUAAGCAAGAACGAUUGCACGAAAGCUCAAUGUGUGAUUAGGGACUAAUUUACCUAGUCUUUCACUGGUUUAUCUUUGGUUGUGUCUUUGAGCUACAAGAGCAAAUAGGCAUUGUUGAAAACGUGAAUUAUGUUCAGUAUGCUCACAAUGUGAUCUUGGUCUAUGGUUUGGUGCUAUAUGCACUAUGUACAGUAUUCCUAAUGAACACAUGGCCUUCUUGAGCCAGACAGUUCCAUCUUGCACUGCGGUUAGCUGUCACCUAGCAUGUGGUGCCAUUUGUUUGCUAUUAAAGUUACAUAUGUUCUUAUAUUGUCUCCUUACAAGUGAUUAUAAUGGGUAUAUGUCUAAUUUUCUGUUAUGACUUUAUUUAUUCAUUUCAAUCAUAUGGUGAUGUUCAACCUUAGUAUUGCCAACGGUUGCAGAAGGUUUUCACCUUUCAAACAUCAAUUUGUAUUUGGUUUCUUGACUUUCUUUGCAUACUUUUAGUGAAGUAAUGACCUUAUUCAAACCAAUCUGAGAACGUGCAAAGGAUUGUGCUUUUCAACUGACCUAUUCCAACAGAGUGGUUUAUUUUUACCACGUUCAAAGCUUGCACUCGGCCACAAGAUAAUAUUGUGAGUAAACAACUGAUUUCUGAUUAAACAGCCAUGAGGUGGGAGAUGCCAUGUUUCUUUUUUUAUAAUGAAGUUGACAUACAUGACAAUGAGCUUGAGAAGAUGAUGCUUUUCACGAGUAAACUAGCAGUUUAUACCAUUUUUAAUAAAGGUUCCAAAAUCAUA